Arachis duranensis is the source of this 1053-nucleotide messenger RNA. Its product is annotated as protein MICROTUBULE BINDING PROTEIN 2C-like. The transcript is spliced from 5 exons. Gene Ontology annotation, molecular function: microtubule binding. Gene Ontology annotation, biological process: plasmodesmata-mediated intercellular transport. The record is from RefSeq and is a predicted model, not a curated record. NCBI's taxonomy places the organism in Eukaryota, Viridiplantae, Streptophyta, Magnoliopsida, Fabales, Fabaceae. The coding region runs from base 87 to 983 and encodes 298 amino acids.
UUUCCCUCGUUUCUGUCUUCCCACUAUUCGUCUCGUUUCCUCCACAAAAGAGAAAAGAAAAGAAAAGAAAAAAAAAAAAAAAGAAAAUGCAUGAGAAGCCGCAACAUGAUACGGUGGGUUCGGAAGAAGAAAAGAGCAAACCUAAUAAUUCGUGUGCUUCUGAGUCUGAAUGUGAAGACAACUCGUCCUUGACUCGCUCUCAAACUCAGUCCAAUUUGGAUCGCGGACUCUUCAACGACCUCGUCCAAAUUGUUUCUCUCGUUCACUCCCUCUUUGAUAGUAAAGAAAGCAGUUCAUUUAGGCGUCGAGGUUCUAUGAUCUGCACCAAGCCACCAUCAAGAGACUCAUUGGCUAGAAGAAUGUCUAUGCUCAGGAAAAAGGAGAAUGGAGAACUUACCCUAUUGAGGAAGCAGGUGGAGGAAUUGCAAAUGAAAUUAUUGGUGAAAGAUGAACUUUUGGAGUCAGCAGAAAAGUCAAGAAACAAGUUGAAGGCUCUUAAUCCAAAACUUGAUGAGCUUAAAAACAUGGUAUCAGAAAAGGACUCUUUACUCAGGUCUACUCAAGGACAACUCUUUGAUGUGAAGAUGAAGCUUGCAGACAAACAAGCUGUCUUGGAAAAGCUACAAUGGGAAGCAAUGACAUCAAACAAGAAAGUGGAGAAACUGCAAGAAGAGCUAGAUUCUGUGCAAGGAGAAAUUUUAUCAUUUACAUUGCUGCUUGAUGGCUUGAAAAUAACUAAUAAUGAUGGACUGUAUACUGAUGAUUAUGACAUCAAGCCUCAUAACUUCAAUUCCCUACCUUCUACAAUGUAUAUGGAUGAGGUGGAAAUGCAGAAAAUGGAAGAAGCGAGAAAAGCUUAUAUUGCUGCAGUUGCUGCUGCAAAAGAAAAACAGGAUCAUGAAUCAAUUGCUAUUGCUGCCAAUGCUAGGUUACACUUUGAGUCAUUUCUCUUCAAACCCGAAAAUUUAGAGAGUUAUUUGUGAAUCCAUGGUUGGUCAAUGUGACCAAAUUUAUAAAUAUGUGACCAUAAAAUAUAUGGCAUGCUGUGAAAUU